Messenger RNA from Caenorhabditis auriculariae, 14207 nucleotides. NCBI's taxonomy places the organism in Eukaryota, Metazoa, Nematoda, Chromadorea, Rhabditida, Rhabditidae. The record is from the annotation of a GenBank genome assembly.
AUGCCGUUCUUACAAUGGCUCCUGCUGUUUUUUGGAAUUAUCUCCAUGAUGCUCUACGGGUUCAUCGUUUACGUGCUGACCAGGAAAAAUCUCAACAGUGUAUUGAAAGGGUCGUAUUUUACAAUCGUCAAAUAUCAAGUGAGUUUCUGGAAAUUUCAUGAGUUUCUGCUCAAUAAUUGGAACGAAUAUUGAAGCUGUAUUUUCCAAAAAGUUGAGACUACCAAAAAAAAGAAGACUAAGAUGAGUAUGAAAACAUGGAUUUGAAUUUUUAGAUUUUUCUUCAUUUUUUUGAAAAAUUAUUGAUUUUUUUGUGGGUCCUUUAGAACUCUAAGCGUUCUUAUUUAAAUUUUUUGAUAGCUUCAAUUUUCCGUUCUUUUUCAUCAACUUUCGGUAGAUUUUUAUUACACAGAUUCAAAAAACAGUGGAGAUUUCUCGAUUCAUCAUUUUUAGACAUGAACUUUCAGCUGGUCUUUCUGAACCUAUUACCCUCCCCCCCCGUCAAAAAAGUAACCAUUUUUUUCAGUUUGCCGCCGAUUUACUCUGUUUUUUCGAGUUCACAACAAUGAUGAGACUCCGGAAACAUGCCGGGUUUCACGUUUUCUUCGAGCCUGGGACCAUUAUUUCUGAGCCCAUCCCGAGAAUAUCUUCAUUCAUUCAUUUUUACGCAAAAGUCGUCAUUUAUGUUGGUUACAUGGGUUACGCUUGCAACCGACUAAGCGCUGGAAUUCGCAUUUCAUCUUAUAACAUGGUAAUUUUUUCUCUUUUUCAGAAUAUCUCUCGAAAACAAGGAAGUGAUUUCAAUAGAGAGCUCAAAAUAAAAGGAGGAAAAAAGGUUGAGUUGGACUGCAAGUUGAUCUCAACUUCCUAAUUCUACCUUAUUAAGUAUCAAUCAUAGUAUAUUGCUUUUUCUGGUUUACGGUACCUGAUAAUAAAGUGGAAAAUAUGCUGCUUCUUUGGAAAUACGCUAUUAGAUCGGGUCUUUGAUUAUGUUCUGCACACGAUAUUUAGAGAAGUUUGUGCGCAAGAAGAAAAACAAAAAUAUUUCUGACAAGGGUAUAUGGAGUUUGGUGGAAGGAACACAGUUUUCACGCAAGUCAUUGAAAAAUCGAAACGUCAAGAACUGAUAAAGUUCAUUUCAGCUUUGGUCUAAGAAAGUGCUACGAGCUUUUUUGGUUCUUCAAUGGAUACUUCCUCUCUUCGCAACUGUCCCAACACAUGCAAAUCCGAAUUAUUCUUUUUGGUUUACGGUUACAACUGCAAAUAUUCGUCUUCUCAAUGACCCUGUCUCUACAGAGGUACAUUGUCCAUUUAAAAAAAAAAAAAACAUCGGAAAAGUUCAUUUCCAGUUAAUCGCAUUAAUCGACGGGGCGUGCUGUUUAUUCACGUGCAUAUUUUGCCUUUUGUGCUACAUCGUAACGCUUUAUUACCUCCGCCUGAAUACCUAUAAAAUGACGCUGACAUCGGUGGGUUGAAAGAAACAAGUUUGAUAGAUGGGUGGUCUUGGAGGAAAUGAGCUUUUCUGGAAGUAGAAAAUGGUGAUUUUUCGUGAAAAUCGGUUGAAAUGAAACACGAAAAGAAGUUGAGGGAUUUUGACCUGACUGGAGCAUGGAAAAAUGAUUCUGAAUCGAAUGUUCCUCUUGCUAAACUACCUGUUUUCCAACAAAAACCUCAUCAGAAAAUUUUUAUUCACCCUAUAAAGAAAUUCCAAAAAUCUCUAUUUUCUAAACGUUCUUAAUCUCGAUGUUUUUUGAACUUCAUCCGAAAAUAGAUGAUGACAAAAAGUAUGAAUAAAGUAUUUUUGAGUAUUAGAAAUCUCUGAGCGACUUUCAGAGAGCUUCCAAACAGAACGUUAAAUUGAAUUUAUUGUUCUUGUUGGGGUCUGCUAAGGAUUUCAGGGCUUUGACGUGAUUUCCAGAUAUUUUUCAAUGACUUUCUAUUUUUCAGAAAUCUGACGCGAGGACCUCAGCGGAAAAAAGCUUGUUACUCUCGGCCAUAAUGAUGUUUUGCGUGUUUUCCCUAAACACCGUUGUUCAAGUAAUGACAAUUUGGCUAAGCUACAAAACGGUUGAUGAUCUCCUCUUUAUUUAUGAUUUAGCGUGAGUCGAUUUCAAUUUUAAUCGAAAAAAGACCUUUUUAACUUUUUUUUUGGAAAUGGGACAAGAUACAGUAAUUUGUGAGUUUUACCCUUCAAAACUUUCCUUUUUUCGGAUUAAACCGUUGAAAGUUGGAAGAGCUUGGAAGAAAAAAACGUCUCUUCUUUUAAACUGAGAAUUUGAACAUGAGGAGGUUUUCAGAAACUUUAUCAGCCACAAUAAAAACUUCCUGGCUAGGUUUCAAACAAUCUGAAGUUCCGAAUGAACAUUUUCAUGCAAAAGUAUAUUUUCCAGGUACCCUAUGAUCGAUUUAAUGUACUCUUGUUCCCCGUGGACGUUGUUGUUCACAUCGGCGACCCUCAAAAAGCAAAUGCGAUUAGAGCUGAUAGAUAUCCUUAGAAGGUGAUUAGUUCCUAGAAAUGUUAGUUCAGUUUCGUUAAGGUUGUAUAGGUUGCUGAAAAGUGAUGAAUUCCUGGCAAACCCGACAAAGACGGCGAGAACGACGCAUGUUACGAGGCUCCGGUCGCUACCUUCAAGUUGAAAUUUUAUUUUUGAUUUGAUUUUUGGUUGUAUCACUUUACUUGUAUUACUAGUUCGCAAUUGUUUGAGCAAAAGAUCUCAUCUCGAUAAAAGAAAUUCAUUUUUGUUCUUACAAAAUGUGUGGACUCUGGGGAAUUUGGGUCGUUUCAAAAACUAACUGAAAGUUUAUUCAGUGUGAUAAAUUCGAAUCCUGAUAAUUUCAACCUGCACAUUUUUUAACAAAAGAGUAAAUUAUACCGUUGAGUUGCUUAUAUUCUACACAUUCAAUGAACUUCUCCUAAUCUCCAGAAAACCGACAUUUCUUUGAAGUUAAUAAAUUUUUUUAUUACUUCAAAAAAACGUUCAUCUGCGAAAAAUUUUUGAAAAAAAGCUACGGAAUUUCUCAGAUGAGUAGUUGGCUAAAUAAGGAAUAACAGCUCGUACGAGGGCUACCGGCUUCUUAAAAAUUGGAAUUUCUUGUCAUUUUUGUACUUUCAGUUGUAAAAUUUGAAAAAAAUCUAAUAUUUGCUUCAUUACAACUUUUAUGAAUGAAUUAAACAAUUUUUUUCAAUGGCUGAAGCUUCAAGCUUUAUUUUUUUCAAACAAAAAAACUUUUUUUGAUAACUACUUCAUGUUCACUUUUUAGAAAAUGAGAUGAAAAAUCCUCUUUCGAAGAAAAAGUUGUAUAUUCAUUCAGGCUUUCGAUUGAGAGAAGUUCACAGUUUUCCGAUUCCCAAAGAGCUUCGGAAGUUCAUCAAAACGCAGAAAACAUCGGAAAACGUCUUGAGAUAUCAAAUGAACCCACAAAUCUUCUUGAAGGCCACAAUCUCUUUUCAAGUCCACCAUCAUCAAGCUGAAUAAAAUCUAUGAAAUCGAUAUUGAAUUUCCAUGUUUUCUCUAACAGCGGUAGUUUCUUUUUCCAAAAACCAUGCGAGCGAUUUUUUUGAUCAAUUCUCCAAGAAAAAAAAACGUAUUGGCUUUUUUUUGACCUUUCCUAACGGAAAUUUGAAACUAAAUAAUGUAAGGAAUAAUCUCUUCGGGGCGGCAUAGCUCAGCUGGCAUAACUCAUUUCUAACGUCCGCAAGGUCGUAGGUUCGAGUCCCCCCGAGGUCUACCAAGCCUUUCAUCCCUCCGGGGUAGAUAAAAUUGGGAGCUGCAUGCAGCGAAAAGGCUCAUUCUCUGCCAUCGGCCUUUGGAAAGCCGGCACCGUACUUCUUCCUACGACCUCUCUUGUACCUGAUGUUCUACGAGCGAAAUUCACAACUUCUCUGCCUAAGCCACAGCUCCUGCCGCCGUUUAAACACAGUCAAAUCAAUGAAAGUCGAUUGCACAUGUACUCUUACAUUGAAGAUGCAAUAAACAGUUUUUUUUUUUUUUUAAACAGUUUUUAAAAAUCUCUUGAUCUUGACCGAUCAAAGAAACAACUUCGAUUUCGUUGAAAUCGGCUCCUUAUCAAAUCGUCAUCUAAAUGCACCCACGCUAAAAGGUUUUCAAUACCGCGCGCCGCAUCACCAGACGCGACCGGUAAAAGCCCCGAGCGAAGGCUCCUCUCUGAGCCUCCGCUUCGGUACAAUCUCUCACCACCUCCUACGCAGUUAUUUCGAACGUUCUAACUGUAAAGCUUUCAGACGUCGCCGUCCAGCCCCUAUUAAACCAAGCGACACGGAGCCAAAGACAAGGUCCAUCCGGCCGCGGACGCGCUGCCGUCCUCUUUCUCUCAUCUACCAUUUUAUAACUUUGCUUGUUUUGAUCAAUUCAAUGAAUAUUCUCACUUUCAAUCCUUGUUCCGCGUACCGCAUUUAAAUGAAGUUUCUUCCAACAAAGGAUUUUAGCUCGCAAGAGCAAAGAUCUUUUACUAUAAAUACAAAAUUCGUCAAUGCGAAAAGUUUGUUGCGUCAAUUUUUAAAUGAAGUUAAUCAUUAUCUUUCAGAUUUGAACAUUAUCGGCGGACAUUUAAAGAGGAGUCCAUCACUAUUUCCAUGGAGUCGUGCAGUUCAAGUCUCUGAAACAAUAUGAACCCAACGGCCUUCUUUAAGGCCACAGAUCCCUAUCAAAUCCUAUUUAUUAAAUGAUGACUUUCAUAAAAAAUUACAGUUCUUAUAAACAGAAACUUAAUUCAGAAGUAUCAUAAUGGACGACAAAAAGAAAAAAAAAUAAACGUCGAUAAACAUGCAUUGGACGAGAGGUCAAUCAAUAAUCUGACCACAGACUUCGCGACGGCGAAGUGUGCGACAGAGCGCACUUUUGCGGCUGACAUGUGGAUUAAGGGUCUCGCAGCGACGCGAAACGCGGGAAACAUCGACGUCUUCCUCGUCGUUGCUUUAUUUUCAUUCAGUCGUUCUUCUUCGGUCUGCGGAGGUCUUCUGAUCCUCUGGCUGUGGUCUUCUUGCUCAGUUCUUUUUGCUCCGUUCUCCUUGCUCAGUUCUUCUUGCUCAGGUCUUCUUGCUCAGUUCUUCUUGUUCAGGUCUUCUUGCUCUGGUCUUUUUGCUCAGUUCUUAUUGCUCAGUUCUUCUAGUCGCGGUUUUUUAGUCUUUCUUCGCUCCUGUUGCUUAUUUUCACGUGAUCAGUGUUUCAUCAAUAGAUGCUUUCGUCUCACUCUUGUUGAAACGUUCAAAGGCUUUCUUCUGUGUAUAGUCUGACAUGGAACGCUUAAAAAUUGCCACAGCCUCUUUUUUCAUAAAUUCACUGUUAUUUCGUUUUCUCAAAGCUAAUUUAAAACGAAAUAAUGAUGUCAGAAGAAGAAGUGUGACGACUUUUGGGCGCCCAAUCGCAAAGAGGUCGAUCGAUAAUUCGACUUUGCGACGGCGAAGUGUGCGACGGAGCGCACUUUUACGGCACAUAACCAAGAGCAAGGGUCUUGCCGCGAAGCGAAACGCGGGAAAGAAAGACGUCGUCCUCGCCCUUGCUUCAUUCUCAUUUUGUCCUUGUCCUUCGUUCUGAUGUGGUCUUCUGGCUCAGGUCUUCUAGGUCUUUUAGCCUUUCAUUGCUCCGGUUGCUGGUUUCCUAGUGAUUAGUUUUCCAUCAAUAGACGCUUUCUUCUCAAUCUUGUUGAAACGUUCAAAGGGUUUCUUCUGUGUAUAGUCUGACAUGGAACGCUUAAAAAUUGCCACAGCCUCUUUCUCAUAAAUUCACUGUUUCUUCGUUCUCUAAAAACGAAAUGGAGACGAAAUAGUGAUUGUCAGAGGAAGAAUUGUGGCGGUCUUUGCGCGCCCCAGGUUGAAGAGGUCAAUCAAUAAUCUGAUCACACACCUUGCGACGGCGAAGUGUGCGAUAGAGCGCACUUUGGCGGCACACAAUCAAGAGCAAGGGUCUUGCCGCGACGCGAAACGCGGGAAAGAAGACGUCGUCCUCGAUUUUGCUUCAUUCUCAUUCUGUUGUUUCUUUUCGGUCUGCUGUGGUCUUCUUGAUCAGAUCUUCUUGAUCAGGUCUUCUAAUGAUAUGAAUAUGUUUCAAUGAAGUUGCGUUAAUUUUUUUUCCUUCUAUUACACUGUUUCAAAAAACUCGUUUCGUUUUUUCGUGCUCGUGAUCCAUUCAGAAAUAAUUUCAAUUUUUUCAGGUAAUAUACGUAGCUAAAAUGGUUGCAAAAACCCCGAAACGGUUAGUUUUGUUGUUUUUAUCUAUAUCUAUUUUCCUCAAGGGAAACAAUUUAACCCUUCUCCUAUACUGACAAAAAGUUUUUCAAGCGAGCGUAUCUUAUGGGUUGAAAUAGUUGAUUAAAAUUAUUUUGCGCUGAUUUUUUAACAAUUUUUCUUUUCAGAGCUUUUGCGAAAAAGCGUAAGCCGCUCAAGAAGGCCGUCGGUGAAGAUAUGCAAGAUUAUGACAUCUGUCUGUGAGUUUCAAACAAAUAUUUUAGGCAUACUUUUUCUCAAAAACUGGAAAAGAAUAUAGUUUUUUUGGAAACAAAAAGCUUUUCUGCGACUGCCAGCUUUCUCAUUCCACAAGCGAAAACUUGUUCUAAACCAAAAAAAAAACCAUAAUACGCUGGUCGGUGACAAGACAUAACAGAUUUUUUGCAGGAAAAUGGUGAAACAGUGGGUCGACGAAGUCCGUCCUACGGCGAAGUCCGAUCCAGAGCUCUAUGGAAAUGCUAAGAUGGUUGCGACGGUAACAAAGGAGACCGAAAACUCGAUUGAUCUGGCUGUCAAUCGUGAUGAUGUUCUUGGGUCAGUUUCGAUCGAAAUCAUUUACAGCCCAUUUUUUGGAACUAAAGAAUGGAAAAAAAAAACAGAAAUUUGUUUCGAGGCGCUCAAAUUUUCUCGACCUGUCCAUUUCAUCCUUCAAUAAGCAGUAACUCAUUUAAGACAAAAAAGGCUACUGACUAAAAAAAGUACGACUGUUAUUGUUCAUAACAAAUCACUUUCCAGCCAUUGUCCGCCUAAUGACAACUAUUCGUGUGAUGAUGACGUAAACGGUUCGCAGGAUUCAUUUAUGGCAUGGUUGCGUACAAUUUCCAAGAAAGCGGUAAGUUUUUACCACGGUUUUUUCUUCCUAUGAUAACCGAGAAAAAAGCCCUAGUAAUGAAGAAUAUCGGCCAAGAUUUUUCGAGCCUAGGAAAUUCGUUGUGUGAUUUUUCAUCAUGCUCAUGGAAAACUUUUUGCAAGAAGGAAAUAAUACAAAACAUGAAAUGGACUUUUUGCAGUGAUUCGGAUGAAAUCGAUGAAUCGGAGAGCGUGACUUGGAACGAUCUCGACUCUGAAGGAAGAGAUGAAGACGCGUUCUCGGAAAAGUCGGAGUCAGUUCAUUAUCAUUGAGGCUUCCAAACAAUCUCGACCGAAAUGAAUGAAUGAAAUCGAACUGAAUUUUGCAGAGAAUAAAUCAGCGAAAAAGCACUUUAGAAUUUUUCAGAGAGAAUACGGAAUAUCAUGUGGGACCUGUUAGCGAGUACGCAGUUCUUCAGUACAUCAAGUUGGUUGCUGACGAAAAAGGAGAACAAAACGGGUCAGUUAGUCAACUCUUUUUUCCGCUUUUGAAAGAAGUCUGCACGAGGCUGAAAGGUUUCAGUGCAAGAAAUGGAACGAUUUCCGUUUCAAAGUAGAGAACUCCAUGAAGUUACAGUUUCGCACAAACAAAACUUAUAUAUGAUAAUUACAAACAAAUUGUUAUCUUCCAUUUUUUCAGAAAGUGGAAAGUUUCCGCAGUCCCGAAGCAUCGCAAGUUUGUCAUUGAAACUUUCCGCGAAGUUGAAGAUUGCAACGACGUAUUUGAAAAGAAAAAGUCAGUUUCUUAUAUUUCUGUUUUUCUGCAAGCUCCAAAUUAUUGAAUACCAGACAAAACUUUGAAAGUCAUUUUAAAAUCGUUAAAUUUAGGGUCUGGACCAACCGCUAUGUUUCGCCUCAUGGAGACGUUUACAUUGAAAACGUGGAAUGGUACAAGAGCGAAAAAGUAGAGCCGAAUGAGUCAGUUUAAAAUUUAUUUUUGUUUCUCAGAAACCAUAAAGAAGAGUAUGAAAAGUUUUUUUUUCAGUCCUUGGUUCUCCCGAGACCCGGCCGAAAAUAUGGAAGCAUAUUUUGAGAUGAAAACUUUGAAACUGAUCUCCACGCCAGAUACGAGAGUCCCUUUGAAGUAAGUAUUUCGUCUCAUUAGUAUUUAACUAUCUCAUCAAUAAUCUUGAAAAAAGUUCCAACAUUCUCCUUUAAAAUCAGAAAAACUCCGAUGCAAGCAAUGAGAUUUUUGGAUAUUUUGCUUUUCUCGCUUUGAUGUUCAGAGAAAAAGCAAUUCAUUAUUUUGAUAGUAGACAAAAAUUUCUUUAAACCGAAACUGACGUUAGGAAAGAGAAUAUCAAAGAGGAAAAAACUUUGGAACAUUUUAGAGACCGCAAGAAGAAGAAGUACGUUCAACCAGGCGAUGAAGGAACGAUAACCGGUUUUGUAUCAUACUUCAAAGAAGACCCGGAGUCCAAUGAAUUGUCAAUGUAUCUUCUUUUUCUUGUUUCAAACAAACAUUUAUGAACGGCAAAAAAAGUUUCAGUGCAAGGAACAGCGCAAUAAUUUUUUCUUAAAAAUAUUUCAUGGAACCAAAAAAACUUAAUUUUUGCAAACAGAUCGAAAAACGGAAGAAUUGGAAAAAACAAUUUUUUUCAUUAUUUUUUUGUUUUAGGGAGUUCAUGUUCAUCCCGCUUCCCAACGACCAUGACGUGAUUGUAGAAAUUGUUCAGAAAGUCCAAAAAUCGCAGGGAAUAGCAAAUGGGUGAGCUCAUCUAAUCUUUUAUGUUCCAUAGCGGGUGCUGAGAAAAAAAUUCAACUUACAGAAAGAAGUGAAUUAUAACAUUCAAAAAAAUAAAAAAAGCGCUUUGUAAACGCUAAUUUCAGAAGGCUUAAGAAAUAUCUGACUAGAUGGUCGGGUGAAGUGUACCUCCAGAAGACGGUGUGGAUUGAAACUGAGGACAUUAAACUUGACAAGUUAGUUUUGUUUGUUUCUCAGAGGGCUCAAAAACAAUUUUACAAUGUGAAAAUAACACGUAAAUUUAAAUUUGCAUUAAAAUAAAAAUAUAUUUCUAGUCCUUAUUAUCCAAUUGCCUCGUCCGGAGACUCCGAAGGUUUGCUGCAAAUCCAGUUUAUUGAAUUGAUCUCUUACUCCGAACCAAUCGAGUAAGUUUUCGGAUUUUUAAUCGUUAAUAUGAAAAAUAUUUGAGGGAAGUUCCGAAUGGCGACAAUCUCCCCCCGACAAGCCCUCCCUGGAUGGAGUAACCGCAAAGCCCAAAAAUUAAACUCUAAAUCAGAGGACUUUUCAGUUGGAUUGCUCGAAAUCCUUUCUCCAAAUUCCUCAACGUUGAAAAAGAGGAAUCCCGCGAUGAGCCACCGGGACCAUUUUUCGGCUCCGGAAACUUGCCGUCGCGGAUGUCAGUUUAUAAACUUAAAUCUCAACACAAUGUAGUUUUUCUCACCAAAAAUCUAAAAACUCUUUAAAAAUUACUCCCUAAAUAACAUUAAGAAAAAUUUUGGGAAUGCUUUCAAAAAUUUUUUUCUCCUUAUAAAAAAACUAAUAAUGUUGAGAACUUUUCAGAUGGUUCGCUCCAACGCCCGACUUCUACGUCGAAGGGGAAAAAUCCUGCAGUGAGCCACUGAAGCAAAAUUUUGGCUUGCCGCGUCAAAUGUUAGUUUACAAGCUAAAAUCUCAACAAAAUAUAGAUAUUCUCCUUGAAAAAUCUGAAUAAUUCUUCAAAAAUUACUACCUAGAUAACAUUUAAAAAAAUUGUUGGAAACGCUUUCAGAAUUUUUAUUAACUCAAAAAAAUUUUGUUUUCAGUGAGGUUGCUCCGACGCCCGACCUCUAUGUCGACAGGGAGAAUGCGCGCAGAGCUUCACCGAGGCAAAUAUAUCGCGGUGGAAGCUUGCCGUGGCUGACGUCAGUUUAUAAGCUAAAAUCUCAACACAAUGUAGAGAUUCUCACCGAAAAUCUAAAUAACUCUUUAAAAAUACUCACUAGAGAACAUUUAAAAAAUGUAGGAAACGCUUUAAGAGUUGUUUUCUUCUUACAAAAAACUGAAAAUGAUGAUGUGCUUCUGACAAAUGGUGUGAAAAGCCCGCAGUUUGGUGUUGUUUGCAAGUUGCGCGUGUGGUUGGGUGUUUAAGGCGCAAACGUAACCUGUUCCGCGGAAAAAUGCUCCUCGCCUCUUUUGGUGUUGGUCCCAGUUGUUUUCUUUUCACUUGAUUAGCUAAUAUAAUAGAUUACAUAUUUAUUUGUUCAACGAGCAAAUGCGGAAAAAUUUAAAGUUAUCCUCAAUCCACCACUGGUUUUUUUUUUUUUGAAAUAAAAUAGUGAAAUUGAAAAACUUCAAUUUUUUUCAGAGUUGUUAUCAAUCAAUCGAUAAAAUUUGCCGUUCCUUAUCUUUGGUAGAGUUUUUCUAAAAAUGAAUCAUAAGUUGUUCCAACAGUCUUCAAGUUGUUUUUUUGAUAGGAUAACAGUUCUUAUAUUAAAUACCCUGAAGGAAGCUAUACCAAGUGUCUUGAAUAUAUUUAAAGAUGUCGAAAUUAUUUUAUAAUGCUUCAAUUUCUUUUUCUGCUUUGUCAUUAAAAUAUUUCAGGAUGAGGCUGCCGUUAUUUCUUAUGUUUUUGCACGUCGUCGGGGCUAAUCUUUUGAUGCCUGGGAUAUACACGGAAACUAUAGAAGUGAUGCAGUCGAAGGUUCUUUUUUUUUUCUCUGAACUUAUAAAAUUAACAUUUUCAGUACCAGCUCAUCGGCGUUCCACAAGCAGCUCUGAAUCAAACUGCCGUUCAGAUCGAAUUGUUUUGCAACCCUGACCUUGAUUUGACAUUCGACGUUUGUUUCAUCAAGUUUUGAAGUUGUAGAGCGAAUUGAUUCAUUAAACGUCCUACUUUCAAAAAAAUCGGGAAUUGUAACUUUCAGGCCGAGUUUGUCCUCCGAUCUUCCCCUUGUGACAAGGAAUUCUUUAAUUCAAAAGAUUCCCAGCGACGACAGAACUUGGUAGAAAAACGUUCCAUUUCCCUCAGAACUUUCAAUUUUUAGGUGUUUUACUACAAUGAAUCUAACCAGUACCACAUCCCCGACACAUUCGACUAUCCGCAAAUUGUCUACUACCGCUCCAAAGUACAGUCGAUUUCAUGCAAGGUAUUUUGCUCUUACUCGUCUUUAAAAAUAAUAUUUUUCAGGGUUCUCACGGACGCUUUGUUUUUCCCAAUGCAACUGGUCCGAUGGUCUUGACAAACGUAACUAAAGUUCCCGUAAGCUUUGAAGCUCCAUCUGCUUCCAAGUUUCUAAUUUUCAGGUUGUUCGUUCCAAGAGGGCUUCUGAAUAUGACAAGGGAAUGAAGUUAGUUGUUACUUGAAAGAUUUGGUUAAAAAAGAAUGUUAAGGACCUUCCACCCGGCUCAAUCCAUUCCCAUGGAUGGAAUUUACUACCUCAUUGUGAAGGUAACUUUGACAAAAAGUAUUGAAAUUCAAACAGAACUAGAUGUAUUCAUAAAAUUCAACCGUGGCAAAAAAGGAGCCUUUUUUAAGAUGAUUUCGCAACAAUUUGAGAAGAUUUACUCGAAAAACGAUGAUUUAAUUGUAGAUCAUUUUCCUGUUUCAGAUUGUCGGAACUUCGUUCCCAGCGAAAUCCUUGGACGCUGUAAAUGUGACCGUGACUGUCGAGUGGAAAGCUCCUUAUGGAUAUUUGUCCGCUAUCGACUGGCCUCUCCUCAGGUGCCUCAUUUUGUUUUACUCCGUAUCUUAAUCUGUUUCUUUUUCAGAUUUUAUAAAAUGAUGUGCGUUUUCUACGCUAUCCUGGCGCUGAUUUGGCUAACUCUCUGCAUUCGCCAUUACCGCGAUAUUCUUAGAAUUCAGUACUGGAUAGGUGAGAGUUAAGUGGCUGGAAAAAAAAAUAAGAAAAUUUUUAGGAGCGGUGAUUGUACUCGGAAUGGUGGAAAAAGCUUUUUUUCUGUCGGAAUAUGCCUCGAUGAAUGACACUGGAAAAAAAGCAUUGAUGGAAUCCUUGAGGUAAUAUUUGCAUAUUUCGAAAAAAAUUGAGAUAUUUUGUGCAGACAAAAAAAUUAAUAAAAAAGAAAUUAACGGAAAAUGGUAUCAUAAAUGAAAAUAGAGCCCGUCACUCACAUAUAUUUCAAUUGUAUGAAAUGAUUCUUGUUCAGUUCAAACAUAAAAAUUCGUAUUUCUCUGAUAAAAAUGAAACUUUUCAGCUCGCGGAAAUCGUUUCAUGUGGCAAGAAAACUAUGUCCCGAGUUUUGGUGAUAAUCGUCUCUUUGGGCUAUGGAGUUGUGAAGCCUCGCCUUGGUAAUACCAUGAAUCAGGUAUGUCCUUCUCUAUCCUGGAAUAUAUUGAUUUUUCCUGUUUCAGGUUGCCGGCGUCGGCCUUGUAUACUUUGUCUUCUGCUCAAUUGAAGGCAUCGCCCGCGUCUCCAAGGUAACGUUUGUUUUUUGGAACCCUUCGAUAUUUUGAAACUGAGGGAGAACCUUGAAAUCGUUUCAGAACACUGUGGAAGCGGCGAAACAGAAGCAGUUUGCUUCGUUGCCAUUGGUUCUGACGGAGAUGGUCAUAUUUUAUUGGAUUUUUACUUCUCUCACGGCUACGAUGCGCACUUUGCGACUUAAGAGAAACGAAGUGAGGAUAUGGAGAUUGUUGAACGCGAAAAAUGUUUGCAAUGAACAAAAAAAUAAACUAGAUAUUGAUUUGAAAAAAGAAGUUUUGGCUCUGAAAAAGAAAAAGUUUUAAUGUAGUGAUGAAAGAAGUGCAAGCCUGAAGUUUUGAAAGUUUUUUUGACGGCGUAAAUCGGGCCAUUAUGGAAUUUUUUUGAAUAUUUAGAAGAUGUUAAAAACAGUCCUGAUUCGAUAAUUAAUUUUUUUUAAAGGUAUCCGGUCUUUCAAAAAAAGUUUAUUUCAGGUCAAGCUCAGCGUCUACCGCCAUUUCACCAACACUCUGAUCUUCGCCGUCCUCUCAUCGAUUGUCUUCAUGGUCUGGAGUAUGUUCUAUCACAUAUUCCCUACGUGCCGUGUUGACUGGAAAGAGCUGUAAGUUAUACGCAGGAAAAAAUAAACUAAAUUUUUUUUUUCAGUUGGGUUGAUACGGCGUUUUGGCACGUCCUGUUCUGUUUCAUCCUUGUUGUUAUCAUGACUUUGUGGCGGCCAUCUCAGAACAAUCAACAGUACGCUUUUACUCCACUGCUCGACGACAGCGAAGAUGAGAACGAUCAGGGUAAUUUAUUCAUACUUACAAAGAAAGAUAGGCCAAAAACUCUGUUCUGAAUCAACACUGCUCACUCUUUGUUCAGCAGGGAUCCGGCGAAGCUCAAUAUUUUUUAAAUACCAUAAAUGGUUGCAAAAUUACUUCCCCCUGAGAAUGAGUUUGCUAUAACUUUGGGAACGAACUGCAUUUUAAAGACGCUCCUUACAAAAGGACGAAAGUUGAAGUUUUUCAGAAAUUCAUAGCAAUGAACAUUAAGAAUGCGUUUAAAGAAUGAUGAGCAAUAUGAAAUUAAUUAAAGUUCAUCAUUUGCAAAGUUUUCCCUUACUUAAAAAAUAGUUUAUUUCUGAAUGCCGGCAACAUGAUAAACAUGAGUUUUCACCAUCAACGUAGUCUUAAAAGAAAAUGAAAGUCUCGAUUCGACCAAGAUUCCUUUCUAAUUCGGUUGAAGCCAAUCAAUAGAAGCUUCUUACAAAGUUUAUUCAGAGCUUCAACUCAAGAUGAAAUGGAAAAUUUUUGAAAUCAAGCGAUUUUUCUCUCUUUAAAAUAUAAUUUUUCAGACGAGCUUUUCAACACGUUCACCCCUGGCUACGACGUUCUGACCGCUCGAAACUCUGGUGCUGGUGCUGAGCAAAGGCGUCAACGAGAAUCCGACAAAGAUCAGCAAAGAAAGGAAGAUAGACUCAAGGUUAAUAAAUCUUUUAAAAGUUGCGGAUUGGCUCAAAAUGUCUUUGAGUAUCGACUUUGAGGUUUUAUAAGACUCAUUGGCUUUUUUAGCCAUCAAAUGUGCAAUCAAAGAUUGAAUUCAAUUAUUUCGUAUUGCAAACCAGUUUUUUUCUCAGGAGGACCUGCGCUGGAUCGAGGAAAACGUGCCCAGCUCUCUGACGGAUCAGCUUCUUGGUAGCUUCGAAGACCCUGAGGAGCAAGAGGCUAAGCAACUCGAGAUCAGCAAGAUGCUCUAA